CUCUGAGCGUGCGGGCUGUGCCGGGUGUGGGAGCCAGGAGCAGAGCCGCGAAGACGUCAGGAAGGCCAUCGCUGGAAAGCCUGGUCGGGCCCGAGGGAAGAUGUGGCUACUGUUGACCCUGCUGGGGGUCCUGCUGGGGGCACCCAGAGCCCCAGCCUUGUCCCUGGGGGCCUCUGAAGAAAUGGAGCUGGAACCCUGCCUGGACCCCAGCCCGGAGCAGCAGGAGCAGAAGCUGACCAUGACCCUGGGGCAGCCUGUGCGGCUCUGCUGCAGGCGGGCUGAGCGUGGCGGCCACUGGUACAAGGAGGGCAGCCGCCUUGCACCCGUGGGCCGCGUCCGAGGCUGGAGAGGCCACUUGGAGAUUGCCAGCUUCCUGCCCGAGGAUGCUGGCCGCUACCUCUGCCUGGCACGAGGCUCCAUGCUUGUCCUGCACAAUCUCACCUUGGCUGUGGCAGACUCCAGCAGUGAUGACGAAGACCCCCAGGCCCACAGGAGCCCCUCAAAUGGGCAUGUGUACCCCCAGCAAGCGCCCUACUGGACACACCCCCAGCGCAUGGAGAAGAAGCUACAUGCAGUACCUGCCGGAAACACGGUCAAGUUCCGCUGUCCGGCUGCUGGUAACCCUACGCCCACCAUCCGCUGGCUCAAAGAUGGCCAAGACUUCCAGGGGGAGCACCGCAUUGGAGGCAUCCGGUUGCGCCAUCAACACUGGAGCCUGGUGAUGGAGAGCGUGGUGCCCUCGGACCGGGGCACCUACACCUGCCUGGUGGAGAACUCUGUGGGCAGCCUGCGCUACAGCUACCUGCUGGAUGUGCUGGAGCGGUCCCCGCACCGGCCCAUCCUGCAGGCGGGGCUCCCAGCCAACACGACGGCGGUGGCGGGCAGCGAUGUGGAGCUGCUGUGCAAGGUGUACAGCGACGCCCAGCCCCACAUCCAGUGGCUGAAGCACAUUGUCGUCAACGGCAGCAGCUUUGGGGCCGACGGUUUCCCCUACGUGCAAGUCCUGAAGACAGCAGACAUCAAUAGCUCAGAGGUGGAAGUCCUGUACCUGCGGAACGUGUCAUCCGAGGACGCGGGCGAGUACACCUGCCUGGCUGGCAACUCCAUUGGCCUCUCCUACCAGUCGGCCUGGCUCACAGUGCUGCCAGAGGAGGACCCCACAUGGACGGCGGUGGUGCCCGAAGCCAGGUACACGGACAUCAUCUUGUACGUGUCCGGCUCACUGGCGUUGGCCGUCAUCCUGCUGCUGGCCGGGCUGUACCGUGGGCAGGCGCUCCAUGGCCGGCACCCUCGCCAGCCGGCCACUGUGCAAAAGCUGUCCCGCUUCCCGUUGGCCCGUCAGUUCUCCCUGGAGUCGGGCUCCUCGGGCAAGUCCAGCUCGUCCCUGGUGCGGGGCGUCCGGCUCUCCUCCAGCGGGCCUCCCCUGCUUGCUGGCCUUGUGAGUCUAGACCUACCUCUAGACCCACUGUGGGAGUUCCCCCGGGACAGCCUGGUGCUCGGGAAGCCCCUGGGUGAGGGCUGCUUCGGGCAGGUGGUACGGGCGGAAGCCUUCGGCAUGGACCCCUCCCGGCCAGAGCAGGCCAGCACUGUGGCCGUCAAGAUGCUCAAGGACAACGCCUCCGACAAGGACCUGGCCGACCUGGUGUCUGAGAUGGAGGUGAUGAAGCUCAUCGGCCGACACAGGAACAUCAUCAACCUGCUGGGCGUGUGUACCCAGGAAGGGCCCCUGUACGUGAUCGUGGAGUGUGCCGCCAAGGGCAACCUGCGCGAGUUCCUGCGGGCCCGCCGGCCCCCCGGCCCCGACCUCAGCCCCGAUGGGCCCCGGAGCAGCGAGGGACCCCUUUCCUUCCCUGCCCUGGUCUCUUGUGCCUAUCAGGUGGCCCGCGGCAUGCAGUACCUGGAGUCGAGGAAGUGCAUCCAUCGGGACCUGGCUGCCCGCAACGUGCUGGUGACCGAGGACAACGUAAUGAAGAUCGCUGACUUUGGGCUGGCCCGCGGUGUCCACCACAUCGACUAUUACAAGAAAACCAGCAAUGGUCGCCUGCCCGUCAAAUGGAUGGCACCUGAGGCCUUGUUUGACCGAGUCUACACCCACCAGAGCGAUGUGUGGUCGUUUGGGAUCCUGCUGUGGGAGAUCUUCACGCUCGGGGGCUCCCCCUACCCCGGCAUCCCCGUGGAGGAGCUGUUCUCACUGCUACGGGAGGGCCACCGCAUGGACCGGCCCCCGCAAUGCCCGCCAGAGCUGUAUGGGCUGAUGCGUGAGUGCUGGCAUGCAGCCCCCUCCCAGAGGCCCACCUUCAAGCAGCUGGUGGAGGCCCUGGACAAGGUGCUGCUGGCCGUUUCCGAGGAGUACCUUGACCUCCGCCUGACCUUUGGGCCUUACUCUCCCUCUGGAGGGGACACCAGCAGUACCUGCUCCUCCAACGACUCUGUCUUCAGCCAUGACCCCCUGCUGCUGGGGUCCAGCGCCUUCGCCUUCCCCUUCCCUGGCGUGCAGACGUGAGCAGGGUGCAAGGCUAUUCAGGCAGGUUGGUGGCAGCCCGAAGCCCCCAGAUCAAUCAUACUUGGUGCAGUCCUUCACCUGGGCAGGCCCUGACCACCAGUACCGCCCCAGGUCGCUGGCCUGCAUUGGGAAGGUCUGGCCAUGGUCCUUGGGCCCCCUGGGCAAGGCUGCCUACUCUGGCCUUCCCCUCCCAGCCCAGAGGUCAGCCUCUAGCCUCCAGGCCCUGCCCUUACCCUGGGAAUUGUGCUCCCAGGUUUCUGAUAGCCCAGGGGCCUCUGCACUCAGCCCCUGUCUCGGGGGCUCAGCUGGGCCUGGCUGCAGCGCUGUCCUAGACCUCUGCUCCCCUAAGCCCUUCCAAAUGAGGGGCUCUGAGCCUCUGUAACCAUGCCCCAGCCUGCCUUCUGUGCAUGAGGCUGGGAACCCGCCGAAAGUACAGAAGCAAAUGGUCUUUUAUAAAUUAUUUUUUUGAAAUAGA
Molecule: messenger RNA, 2978 nt
Organism: Echinops telfairi (small Madagascar hedgehog)
Lineage: Eukaryota; Metazoa; Chordata; Mammalia; Afrosoricida; Tenrecidae
Gene: FGFR4
Product: fibroblast growth factor receptor 4
Exons: 18
Coding region: 101-2503 (800 amino acids)
Biological process (GO): regulation of bile acid biosynthetic process; multicellular organism development; positive regulation of cell population proliferation
Cellular component (GO): signaling receptor complex; membrane
Molecular function (GO): fibroblast growth factor receptor activity; fibroblast growth factor binding; ATP binding
Source: RefSeq, a predicted model, not a curated record